AUGCCUGGCAACGGCAAAUCUCCCGUUCCUCUGGCUGCUGCACAGUUGGCUUGUCGCAAACGAAAGGCCCACAGGAAGUCAAGACUAGGUUGUCGGAACUGCAAAUUGCGAAGAGUAAAAUGCGACGAGAAGAAGCCGCUGUGCGAGAAGUGUCUCGAGUUUGGUGUUGUGUGCAACUAUGACCCUAGCAUACCAGACCUUCAACCGCGGACUGGUGCUGCAGAGGUCGGCCGCAUCGAGGCCACCCUCCAAAGGUCUCCGACCUCAUCAAACAGACCUAUUCUUGAGAUGAUCAAUGCGUCGCUUCGAGAAGACACAAGUCUUCCUCUGGGAAUAUACCCAAUGAAGCAAAUGGACUAUUCAGAUCUGGCCCGUUUGGAGAGAUUCCAAUCCCACACAGUUCUCACUGUGGGAGCCAAAUCGACUUCGCUUUAUUUCAAGAAUGAACUGGUUCCGCUGGCCUGUUCUCACCUCUUCCUGAUGCAUCUGAUCCAAUCAGUGACUGCAGCCCAUGACCGUUUCCUGUCGCGAGCAGCCACGUCCAAACCAAGUCAAUCCGAAGCCUACCAUAUGAGCAAAGCGGUGCGGGCAUUUCAGUACAAGCUCUCUCAUCCCAUACGGGAUGAAGAUGGUGAUGCACUACUGGGUGCAGCCGCUCUCCUUGGGGUAUCGGCUUUCUUUGGCUUAGAAGCAAGCUCGGUUGAAGAUGUCUGGCCCUUCGUAGACGACGACUUGGGCUGGCUGAAGCUCAGUGAUGGAAAAAAGGCCGUAUGGAAGAUGGUGAGCCCAUUACGCGUCGACAGCAUAUGGCAACAUCUAGGCAAUGCAAUUGCCCCGCAGAUGGACAGAGACCACCGACCCUCCGUAUUCGACCAUCUCUACUGUGACGAUCUCGAUAGUGAUGGCGCUCCUUCGACAGCACUCAACCCCUAUCGGAACACUGCACAGUCGCUGGCGCCGUUGCUUGACCUUGAUUACAAUGAUUCGACAUGGCCCAGAUUCAUUUCUUUCAUCUGCUAUGUCGACCCGUAUUACAAGGCGUUGCUGGAGAUCAAAGAUCCUUGGGCAAUGCUCAUGCUCGCAUACUGGUAUGUGAAGGUUUGUCGAGGGCCGUGGUGGAUCUGUACUCGGGCCAUUCUUCAAGGCCAGGCAAUAGUGGCAUACCUGGAACGACACUGUUCCGACGACACCAAGUUACAAGAAGCCAUCAAGUAUCCAAGGGAUGAAUUGGCCCUGGCGCAGAAGGAGGGCUGGGGUGGAUUUUGA
Capronia epimyces CBS 606.96 is the source of this 1266-nucleotide messenger RNA. RefSeq lists its product as uncharacterized. Lineage: Eukaryota; Fungi; Ascomycota; Eurotiomycetes; Chaetothyriales; Herpotrichiellaceae. Gene Ontology annotation, biological process: regulation of transcription by RNA polymerase II. Gene Ontology annotation, molecular function: zinc ion binding; DNA-binding transcription factor activity, RNA polymerase II-specific. Bases 1 to 1266 code for a protein of 421 amino acids. The transcript has a single exon. The record is from RefSeq and is a predicted model, not a curated record.